Molecule: messenger RNA, 3261 nt
Organism: Arvicola amphibius (Eurasian water vole)
Lineage: Eukaryota; Metazoa; Chordata; Mammalia; Rodentia; Cricetidae
Gene: Lrp8
Product: LDL receptor related protein 8
Exons: 20
Coding region: 1-3000 (999 amino acids)
Molecular function (GO): protein binding; calcium ion binding
Source: RefSeq, a predicted model, not a curated record
AUGGGCCGCCCAGAGCUGGGCGCGCUCCGGCCGCUGGCGCUGUGGCUGUUGCUGCUGCUGCUGCUGCAGCUCCAGCAUCUCUCCGCAGCGGAUCCGCUGCCCGGCGGCCAAGGGCCGGUCAAGGAGUGCGAAGAAGACCAGUUUCGGUGUCGGAAUGAGCGCUGCAUCCCCUCGGUGUGGAGAUGCGAUGAAGACAACGACUGUUCAGACAACAGCGACGAGGACGACUGCCCCAAGAGGACCUGUGCGGACAGCGACUUUACCUGCGACAACGGCCACUGCAUCCCGGAGCGCUGGAAAUGCGAUGGCGAAGAGGAGUGUCCAGAUGGAUCUGACGAAUCGAAGGCCACUUGUUCCAGGGAAGAGUGUCCCGAUGAGAAGCUGAGCUGUGGACCCAGCAGCCACAAGUGUGUGCCUGCCUCGUGGCGUUGCGACGGGGAGAAGGAUUGUGAGGGCGGAGCGGACGAAGCCGGCUGUCCUACCUUGUGCGCCCCGCAUGAGUUCCAGUGCAGCAACCGUUCCUGCCUGGCCUCUGUGUUCGUGUGUGAUGGCGACGAUGACUGCGGGGAUGGCAGUGAUGAGCGCGGCUGCUCGGACCCGGCCUGCCCGCCCCGCGAGUUCCGAUGUGGAGGAGCUGGUACCUGCAUCCCUGAGCGCUGGGUCUGCGAUGGCCAGUUUGACUGCGAGGACCGCUCGGAUGAGGCUGCCGAGCUUUGCGGGCGAGCGGGCCAGGAGACCACAGCCACGCCUGCAGCCUGCGCCCCCACGGCCCAGUUCACCUGCCGCAGUGGCGAGUGCAUACACCUGGGCUGGCGCUGCGAUGGCGACCGCGACUGCAAGGACAAGUCUGACGAGGCCGACUGCUCACCACCGGGACCCUGCAAUGAGAAUGAGUUCCAGUGUGGGGACGGGACUUGUGUCCUUGCGAUCAAGCGCUGCAACCAGGAACACGACUGCCCAGACGGGAGUGAUGAAGCCGGCUGCCUGCAGGAGUCAACCUGUGAGGGUCCCCGCAGAUUUCAGUGUAAGAGUGGCGAGUGCGUGCACGGCGGGAAAGUGUGUGAUGGUCAGAGGGACUGCUGGGACUGGUCGGAUGAGCCUCAGAAAGAGUGUGGGCUGAACGAGUGUCUGCACAAUAAUGGUGGCUGUUCCCAUAUCUGCACUGACCUCAAGAUUGGCUUUGAGUGCACAUGCCCAACAGGCUUCCAGCUCUUGGACCAGAAGACCUGUGGCGACAUUGAUGAAUGCCAGGACCCAGAUGCCUGCAGCCAAAUCUGUGUGAAUUACAAGGGCUACUUUAAGUGUGAAUGCCACCCUGGCUAUGAGAUGGAUGCACUGACCAAGAACUGCAAAGCUGUAGUUGGCAAGAGCCCGUCCCUAAUCUUCACCAACCGACACGAGGUACGAAGAAUAGACCUGGUGAAGCGGGACUACUCGCGUCUCAUCCCCAUGCUCAAGAAUGUCGUGUCACUCGACGUGGAAGUAGCUACCAAUCGCAUAUACUGGUGUGACCUUUCCUACCGCAAGAUCUACAGCGCCCCCAUGGACAAGGCCAGUAUCCCGGAUGAGCAGGUGGUCCUCAUUGAUGAGCAGCUGCACUCUCCAGAGGGCUUGGCGGUGGACUGGGUCCAUAAGCACAUCUACUGGACAGACUCAGGAAACAAGACCAUCUCAGUGGCCACCCUUGACGGCCGCCGCCGAUGCACUCUCUUCAGUCGUGAACUCAGUGAGCCCCGAGCCAUUGCCGUCGACCCCCUGCGAGGGUUCAUGUACUGGUCUGACUGGGGAUUCCAAGCAAAGAUUGAGAAAUCUGGGCUCAAUGGUGCAUACCGGCAAACACUGGUUUCAGACAAUAUUGAAUGGCCCAAUGGAAUCACCCUGGACUUGCUGAGCCAGCGUUUGUACUGGGUGGACUCCAAGCUGCACCAGCUGUCCAGCAUUGACUUCACUGGAAGCAACAGAAAGAUGCUGAUUUUCUCCCCUGACUUCCUGAGUCACCCUUUUGGGAUAGCUGUAUUUGAGGACAGGGUAUUCUGGACAGAUCUGGAGAAUGAGGCCAUUUUCAGUGCAAAUCGGCUCAAUGGCUUAGAAAUCUCCAUCCUGGCUGAGAACCUCAAUAACCCGCAUGACAUUGUAAUCUUCCAUGAGCUGAAGCAGCCAACAGCUGCAGAUGCCUGCGAACUGAGCGCCCAGCCCAAUGGCGGGUGUGAAUACCUGUGCCUUCCUGCUCCUCAGAUCUCCAGCCACUCCCCCAAGUACACAUGUGCCUGUCCUGACACAAUGUGGCUGGGCCCAGACAUGAAGAGAUGCUACCGAGCACCUCAGACUACCUCAACUACAACGUUAGCCUCUGCCAUAACAAGGACAGUACCCACCACUACCAGAGCCUCUGGGACAACCAUCCAAGACCCUACCUACCAGAACCACAGUACGGAGACACCAAGCCGGACAGCUGCUGUCCCAAACUCAGUUAGUGUUCCCAGGGCUCCGAACAUCAGCCUGUCUACCCUAAGCCCUGCAACCAGCAACCACUCCCAGCACUAUGGGAAUGAAGGCAGCCAGAUGGGCUCAACAGUCACUGCUGCUGUCAUUGGGAUCAUUGUGCCCAUAGUGGUGAUAGCCCUGCUGUGUACGAGUGGGUAUCUGAUCUGGAGAAACUGGAAGCGGAAGAACACCAAGAGCAUGAACUUUGACAACCCAGUGUACAGGAAGACAACAGAAGAAGAAGAUGAAGACGAGCUUCAUAUAGGGAGGACUGCUCAGAUUGGCCAUGUCUAUCCUGCAGCAAUCAGCAGCUUUGAUCGCCCACUGUGGGCAGAGCCCUGUCUUGGGGAGACCAGAGACCUGGAAGACCCAGCCCCUGCCCUCAAGGAGCUUUUUGUCUUGCCGGGGGAACCAAGGUCACAGCUGCACCAACUCCCGAAGAACCCUCUUUCCGAGCUGCCUGUCGUCAAGUCCAAGCGAGUGGCAUUAAGUCUUGAAGAUGAUGGACUGCCCUGAGGAUGGGACCACCCACUUCGUGCCUCAUGGAGUUCAGUCCCAUGCACUACUCUGUUUGGAUGGAUGGUGUGUGACUGGAUGAAUGCUGUUUCUAUAUAUGGGUCUGUGUGAGUGUGUGUGAAUGUGUGCGUGUAACUUUUUUUAAAUUUAUGUUGCGAAAAGGUAACCACAAAGUUAUGAUGAACUGCAGACAUCCAAAGGAUGUGAAAGUUUUUAUAUGUAUAAUGUUUUAUACACUUUUUAACUGGUUGCACUACCCAU